This is a messenger RNA of Rotaria sordida, 1284 nucleotides long. NCBI's taxonomy places the organism in Eukaryota, Metazoa, Rotifera, Eurotatoria, Philodinida, Philodinidae. The record is from the annotation of a GenBank genome assembly.
AUGGUAUAUGUGAACAGUAAUCAAAUAUCGACAACAAAACCUAUUAAAAUUACAUUUGUUAUAGUUGUACUUAUUGUUUGUUUUGUAUUUGGUUUUCGUCUUGAUCCAGGUUUUCCUCAAGUAAGAAUUUCAUUAAAUCGCUCAUAUUCAUCAGAUAUACAAUCAAAACAACAAAUCAUACAUUCGUUUCCUCCAGUAUAUAAUUCAACACAUCUAUGGUCAAUGCGUUUUGUCGAUGAAAAUUAUUUUCGUUUAGCACGUCUUUUACCAUGUCAGAUUGUUGAAUAUAUUGGUGGACCAAAAAUAGAUAAAAUUGAUUCAUGUAAUUAUUCAUCAACGAAUGAAUAUUCAAUAGAAAAUACAUUACAAGCACAAAAAUGGCUUUAUCAACAUCAACAUCCAAUGAAUUGUACAAAUAGAAAAUUUGCUAUUAUUCAAAAUUUUGCUUGGUCAGGUUUUGGAGCAACUAUUCAUCAAAUCGCAUGGGCAUUUGGUAUGGCUUUAGCGGAGAAUAGAAUUGCUAUAUAUGAAACACCAGGAUAUUGGUUUUAUGGAGACUGUAGUGUAAGCACUCCUGAUUGUGUUUUUCUUCCUAUCACUAAUUGUUCAAUUCCAUCUAAACCUUAUAGUAACCAAACAAUACACAUUAGUGCUCGCAUGAAUCAAUGGCCUAAUCCUAUUCAUCCGCCUAUAUUCGAAAAUCGAACUUUCAAUUGGUAUCGUGCACAAUUAUUAUUUUAUCUAAUGCGAUAUAAAUCUGAAACAUUAACUUAUGUUCAAAAUACUAUUGCUCAAUAUUUUCAACCACCUUUAAUUGAUCUUCAUCAUCCAUAUAUUGCUGUCUAUGUACGUCGAUCAGAUAAAGUUAAAUAUAAAGAAAUGUGCCAAGCAUAUACACUUAAACAAUAUUUUGAUUUAUUUGAUUUUGAUGUACGACAAGCCAAUGUAACAAGAGUUUAUAUAAAUUCCGAAGAUGACCAAAUAUUUAAUGAAUUUAUUCAAAUAAACAAACAAAAACAAGGUUAUUAUAAAUUAUUAAGUGUAAAUGCAACAAGAAAUAUUGUUUUUGCAUCAUUCAAUCGUAUGACAAAGCAACAACGUGGAAAGAUUGCAUUAGAAUUUCUUACUGAUUUAUUCAUUGAAGCUAAUGCAGAUUUACAUGUGGGUACAUUAACAUCCAAUUGGUGUCGAUUAGUUGACGGAAUGAGGCUUGCACUUGGAAAAACAAUACCUUAUUAUACACCUGAAAAUAGAUAUUUAAUGAAUACGCGAAGGCGACGGUAA